AUCGAGUAUCUGUGAGAUGUGCUGGAGAAACAAGUCCGAUACCUUGGAGGUCCAACCUUGCAGGACACCUUCAGAGAUCUUGUGGAGUCCAUGCCUCGAUCGGUCAGAGCUGUUGUGGCGGCACAAAGGGAACCUAAACAAUGUUCGGCAGAUGGUUUUAAUGUUGUGGCAGCAUCACCUUGAGACAUCAGAGAAUGCAAUGGACUUUGAAACUGCUGAAAGUACCCGUGGCUGCAGGAAUGAGAUAAUGCACAGAAAGGACCUUAAUCUUCAGGAGGAAGAAAUAGAUUCCGACGACUUUUCCGAAGACGGUCAGUCCAAACAGAAAGCCGAGAAGCGCAGAGCCAAGAAGAAGAGACAGCGGGAGCGGAAAAAGCUUGAAAAGAAAAAACAUCUUGAAGAAAAUGAGCAGGUAGUUACAGAUGUGCAUACAGAACCGGAGUGGGAUGUAAACAGUGCAUUUGUUGCCAAUGCUGCCAGUCACAUUAGACCAAAGACCAGGAGCAAACUUGACAAGAAGCAUAAUGCUAACAAAGAGAAUGAAGAGAAGGCACAAGAGGAUGACUGCACGGAUUCUUUGAUCCAAAGAGGCCAAUAUCUUGCCGAACAAGGUAUUAAUUCAGUGGAAGACGGAAACUACACCAAAGCGAUUGCACUGUUUAGUGAGGCUAUCAAAUUGGAUCCUAAAGAUUACAGGUACUUUGGAAAUCGUUCCUAUUGCUACGAGCAGCUGAAGCUUUACCCCAAGGCGCUGGUGGACGCUGACGUCUCCAUACAGCUUUCUGCCGCUUGCCCCAAAGGCUAUUUCCGGAAGGGCCGAGCUCUGAGAGGCUGCAAUAGGUAUGCGGAGGCGGAAAGAGCGUUCAGAAUGGUGCUACAGCUGGACGAAGGAUGCGAGGAGGCUCUGAAAGAAAUACAUACAUGUCAGAUUCUGCAACUCCUGGAUCAUGGUUUUACCCAUGAGCAGAGUAUCAGCUUACUGGAGGAGUAUGAAUCUGUCGCUGCUGUCAUGGAGGCUCCGGUUUCUGCUAAAGUCUUGCAGGAGAACGUGAACCUGCAGGAGAUGGGAGAAGAGGAGCUGCUGUUUGGGAAUGAAUUGUCGGAGACCCAGAGUUGUUCCUUGUGGGUAGGAAACAUCACGGAUCAGAUAACGGAAAAGCAGCUGAGGGACCUGUUUAAAUUUUAUGGUGAAAUUCAUAGCAUUCGGCUCCUCGGUGAACGGUUUUGCGCGUUUGUUAACUUUAAGUGCCCUAUUGCUACAGCCAAAGCACUGGAGGCGCUGCAGGGCAAAGAAAUUGAGAACACGCGGUUAUUAAUUCGAUACCCGGACAAGCCUUACCGACCCUCAACUGUUAGCACAUCGGAAGCACAAACAAAGGCAGCUGUAAUAAAUGCAAAGAGGAAAGUAACUGCCAAAACCAAUGAAUGUUAUUACUGGAGAUCCAGCGGGUGCAGUUAUGGAGAGAAGUGCCGCUACCGCCACAUACCGGAGAACAAGGGUGUAGACCGGAAGCCCUGGAAAUCCUGAUCCAUCUUGCCCGGUGGCCUCUUAUUUUAUUUAUUUGCUCUUGGAUAAUACCGAGGGACAAAGUAAGGAUUGCAGUGUUUCAAGUGCACUUUUUAAAAUGGAGCAUCACAGGUACCCCAGCGGUACCAUCCCUCUCCUAUGAAGAUCUCCUAAGCUAAGGGUCUGGAUGUCCAUCUCCUUCUCUUGCCUGGAACGGCUGCCUCAGUUUUCCUUGGUAAACCACGGAAAGCGGAGUAUGGAUCGGAGCUUGCACUUUAUAUUGGACUGCGCAGACUAUGCCAGCUGUUACAGACCAUAGGGAAAUACGUGCUGGAAUCCAGCCGACAUGGACUGGGUGUGGAGACCCCGCGAGCCGAGGAUUUCCAGGUUUCUAAAGCAUAGCUCCAAGGAGGCCAUUGCAUUCAUCAGCCGCUGCAGAAAUCAUGGGCAGGCGCGGAGCUGUAUCACCUGAGCCAAAUGUUGAUUUUUUUUUAAAUCUAGCAUAAUUGUUCCAGCUGGCAGACGCAGCAUGCGAACGGUGUCUGAUGAGGACCAAAAUGUCAUGCCUGCUGUGUAUAAACAACCAUGGUGGGAAAAGGCUGUUACUACAGCCUUGGUUGUGCCUUAUUUUAUACUGAUUUUUCUAUUUUUAACACUUUGAGUAUUCACACUGUAUUACAGAACGGAAGUGUUUACGUCGCCAUUGUUAACUUUCCAUUACAUCAUUAGCCCCAAAAACGUUUACUCCUCUAGUAUUACUGUUACGCCAACAAGAUUGUGUGCC
Messenger RNA from Pseudophryne corroboree (corroboree frog), 2291 nucleotides. RefSeq names its product stress-induced-phosphoprotein 1-like. The transcript is spliced from 15 exons. The record is from RefSeq and is a predicted model, not a curated record. Gene Ontology annotation, molecular function: RNA binding; metal ion binding; protein binding. Lineage: Eukaryota; Metazoa; Chordata; Amphibia; Anura; Myobatrachidae. Bases 17 to 1528 code for a protein of 503 amino acids.